Molecule: messenger RNA, 1605 nt
Organism: Schizosaccharomyces osmophilus
Lineage: Eukaryota; Fungi; Ascomycota; Schizosaccharomycetes; Schizosaccharomycetales; Schizosaccharomycetaceae
Gene: ght6
Product: plasma membrane glucose/fructose:proton symporter Ght6
Exons: 1
Coding region: 1-1605 (534 amino acids)
Biological process (GO): transmembrane transport; carbohydrate transport
Cellular component (GO): plasma membrane
Molecular function (GO): carbohydrate:proton symporter activity
Source: RefSeq, a predicted model, not a curated record
AUGGGAAAAACGCUCACAACUUUGAUGUUGGUCUUCGUGUCCAUGGCCGGCUGGAUGUUCGGUGCUGACACGGGUUCCAUCGGCGGUAUUACGAGUAUGAGAGACUUUCAGUCGCGAUAUGCAGACCGGUAUGAUCCGGUUGCCGAUACAUAUUCGUAUUCCUCAGCCCGUCAGGGUCUUCUAGUUGGUAUGGUAAACGUUGGUACAACAAUCGGUUGCUUACUUUCUUCUCCCCUGGCUGAUCGCUUCGGUAAAAGGAAAUGUAUCAUGGGCUGGGCUUUGGUUUAUAUUAGCGGUAUUAUUAUCCAACUUACCACGGUUCCUUCUUGGGUUCAAAUCAUGGUCGCAAAGAUCUGGACUGGUCUUAGUAUUGGAGCUCUUUCCGUUAUUGCUCCAGGAUACCAGUCUGAAUCUGCUCCUCCACAAAUCCGUGGUGCCAUUGUUACCACAUACCAACUUUUUAUUACAGCCGGUAUUUUCAUCGCUGCAUGUGUCAAUAUUGGCACACAAAAGCGUCAAGCAACUGCACAAUGGCGAGUCCCAAUCGGUAUUAACUUGUUAUGGGGUAUUUUAAUGUUUUUCGGUAUGCUCUUUUUGAAAGAGUCUCCACGUUACUUGGCAAUGAGAGGGCAAAACGAACAGUGUAUGCAGAUUUUAUGCCGUAACUCUGGACUUACUCCAGAUCAUCCUCUAAUCCAAAAGGAAUACAAUGCUAUUCAAGUAGAUGUGGAAGCUGAAACUGAAGGUGGUCCCUGUAGAUGGAUUGAGAUUUUUCAAAGCCCCAUCCGCUACCGUACACUGCUAGGUAUGGCAGUUAUGUCUUUCCAACAACUUACUGGUAACAACUAUUUCUUCUAUUACGGUACCCAAGUGUUCCGUGGUACCGGAUUAAACUCUCCCUUCUUGGCUGCUUUGAUUCUUGAUGCUGUCAACUUUGGAUGCACCUUUGGUGCCAUUUUCGUCCUUGAAUACUUUGGUCGUCGUAACCCUCUCAUUAUUGGUGGUAUUUGGCAAUCCAUCUGCUUCUUCAUCUAUGCCUCUGUUGGUGAUCGUGCUUUGACUCGUCCUAACGGAACCUCAAAUCAUCGCUCAGGAGCUGUCAUGAUCGUCUUUUCUUGUCUAUUCAUUUUCUCUUUUGCUCAAACUUGGGCUCCUGCAGCAUACGUUAUUGUUGGUGAAUCUUAUCCCAUUCGUUAUCGUUCCAAAUGUGCUGCUGUAGCUACAGCAAGCAAUUGGUUUUGGAACUUUCUAAUUUCAUUCUUUACACCAUUUAUUAGCAACAGCAUUGGCUUCAAGUAUGGUUACGUCUUUGCGUCUUGUAACCUGACAGCUGCUAUUAUCAUUUUCUUCUUUGCCAAGGAGACGAAAGGUCUUACACUGGAAGAAAUUAAUCAUCUAUACAUUUCUUCCAUUAAACCUUGGCAAAGCGGUGCUUAUAAGCGCAAUCGCGAUGAGGCGAGUAAAAGGGAAGCAGAAAAACCUCGUGAACCGAAUUCCAAAUUUAACGAAUAUAUCGAGCAUGGACCCAAUACUUAUUCUGAUGAGAAUUCAGAGACAAGUCAACAAGUUCAUCCUCAGCAGGUCACGAAUCCUGUCGGUCUUUAA